Messenger RNA from Acaulospora colombiana, 2863 nucleotides. Lineage: Eukaryota; Fungi; Glomeromycota; Glomeromycetes; Diversisporales; Acaulosporaceae. The record is from the annotation of a GenBank genome assembly.
AUGUCGGUUGUUCCAUACGACAUUCAGGUUUAUAGGAGUGGCAAAUGGUCAACUUGUCGUACAGAUGAGCUUAUUCCCGGUGAUGUUGUCAGCGUAGGUGAGAACCCGUCCUCAACCGAAUUUUACACACACAAGGUACUGACAGGUCUAUUUGUAGCUCGUCCUUCGGCGGAUCAGUCCAUUCCUGCGGAUUUACUUCUUCUUCAAGGAACUGUGAUCGUCAAUGAAGCCAUGCUGUCAGGUGAAUCGACCCCGCUUCUCAAAGAGUCAAUCGAAUUACAAGAUUCAAACACCAAGCUAUCUAUCGAUGACGGCGGAAUACAUAAGAACAGCGUCCUUUUCAGUGGAACCAAGCCUUUGCAAGUGACGGCUGCAUCAGCAGUUGCUCAAUCGAAUGGCUCUGCUGAACCUUCUCGUGCAGCAACCCCAAUGAAGUCACCCCUCCCGAUCACACCAGAUGGUGGUGCUCUUUGUACGGUUCUUCGCACAUCUUUUGGAACGUCUCAAGGACAGCUCGUUAGAACAAUGAUUUUCUCUACGGACAGAGUCUCAGCAAAUAAUCUAGAGAGCUUCUUGUUCAUCGGCUUUUUGCUUAUCUUUGCCAUUGCCGCUAGUGCAUACGUAUGGAUCAUGGGAAUCGAGCGUGGCCUCAAAAAGUCAAAGUUGCUGCUCGACUGUGUCCUCAUCGUCACAUCAGUCGUACCCCCAGAAUUACCAAUGGAGCUAAGUCUGGCCGUAAACACCAGUCUCGCCGCACUUUCUAAAUUCGCUAAUCCUCCUCAGCGAUAUUCUGUACCGAGCCUUUCCGUAUUCCCUACGCCGGUCGGGUUGAUGUCUGCUGCUUUGACAAGACUGGAACGAUUACCGCUGAAAGCUUGGUUCUGGAAGGAGUUGCUGGACCCACAAAAUCCUCGCGAGAUGAUUGACGUCAAAGCUGUCAACCCACAGACACUGCACGUCCUAGCUACUGCUCAUGCCCUGGUGAAACUUGACGAAGAUAUCGCGAACUCGGAUACCAAAGCGAAGAAAUCAGGCGAUAACACUGUUGUUGGCGAUCCGAUGGAGAAGACAACCUUGGAGGCUCUUGGAUGGCAGCUUAGAUCCAGUGAUGUUGUGGAGCCAUCUUAUGGCCGUACCCAUGAUGGAAGAUCGCCAAUAAGCUUGUUUAUUCGCAGGCGAUUCCAGUUCAGUUCCGCUUUGAAGCGAAUGAGCACCGUCUCUUCUAUUGGCAAGGGUGGAAAGUGUGUGCUUUCCUUACACCUGGAACUAUUCCUCAAUGGUAUGACGACACCUACAAGUGGUAUACCCGCCGGGGCAGCCGAGUACUUGCAUUGGCUUGGAAGGACCUUGCUCAAUCAUCUUCAACGCGAUGAUGUCGAAAGCAACUUGAUCUUCGCUGGAUUUUUGAUAUUCCAUUGCCCGCUCAAGCCAGACGCCAUUGAAACUCUGAAGAUGUUGGCUGAUAGUUCUCAUCGAUGUGUGAUGAUUACUGGUGAUAACCCACUCACUGCCGUUCAUGUCGCCAAGGAGGUCGAAAUUGUGGAUCGUGACGCACUUAUUUUGGACUUGCGGGAGAAUCCCGCGCAUGAAGGCGGUAUGUCUCAGAAAAUUAGACCUAUCAACACCAAGCUGUUCGACGAGUAUGACAUUUGUGUGACCGGUGCUGCGCUCCGACAAUACGAAGGAGUCCAUCCCGCGUCAUAUGAGACCCUUGUACAGAAUACCUGGGUGUAUGCACGAGUCUCGCCGUCUCAGAAGGAAGUUAUCCUUACCACACUCAAGUCCCUUGGAUACGUUACGCUCAUGGCCGGUGAUGGCACCAAUGACGUUGGUGCGCUUAAACAGGCACAUAUUGGCGUGGCUUUAUUGGAUGGUUCCAUCGAAGACUUGCAAAAGAUUGCGGAGCACGCAAGAAUUGAAAGGGUCAAAGGUGUAUACGAGACGCAAUUGAAGUUCUCUCAGAGAUUCAACCAGCCGCCUCCUCCGGUCCCACCUAUGCUGGCUGCUCAUUAUCCGGAGCUUGUCACCGCUCAAGAGAGAGCGAAGGCCGACCAAUCGAUAGCUAGGAAAAAGAACCCAUUGGAGAAGUUCGAUAUGGCCUCUAUUACAGACAAACUGGCAGACAUGGAAGACGAUAACGAGCCACCAAAGAUUAAGCUUGGCGAUGCUUCUUGUGCUGCUCCAUUCACAUCGAAACUGUCAAAUGUUUCCGCUAGUCGUUGCACCCUUGUUGCCACCGUUCAAAUGUAUAAGAUCCUAGCCCUCAACUGCCUGAUCACCGCAUAUAGCUUGAGUGUACAAUACCUGGACGGUAUCAAAUUCGGCGAUUAUCAAGUGACCAUUACGGGUAUGCUCAUGUCGCCAAUCGAACAACUCUCCCGGGAACGUCCUCUUGGCAACAUCUUCAACUUCUACGUCCUGUUAUCGGUGCUCUUCCAACGAGAAGGCCCAAUUGACCUUGAAGCCAAAUUUGAGCCGAGUCUAUUGAACACUGCAAUCUACCUGCUCGGCCUCUCGCAACAGGUCUCCACUUUUGCUAUCAACUUCCAAGGACGUCCAUUCCGCGAAGGCAUCACUGAAAACAGUGCACUCUACUGGGGAUUAGUAGGCGCCGCUGGAGUCGCCUUUUCUGGCGCUACAGAUUUCAUUCCGGAACUCAAUCGACCCCUGCAGAUUGUUGAGAUGGCUUCACCGCUCUUUGCUGAUUUGGCACCAAAGCCCAUCGUCACUCGAGGACGAGAGCGCCGGGAGGCUAGGAGGGCAGCAGAACUAAAGGAGCGCCUCGACAAGGAGAGAAUAGAGCAGGAAAAGAAAGAGGCGGAGACUCUACAGGAAAUGGAGAGGGAGCUAGCCAUGAACGAGA